Molecule: messenger RNA, 1377 nt
Organism: Pipistrellus nathusii (Nathusius's pipistrelle)
Lineage: Eukaryota; Metazoa; Chordata; Mammalia; Chiroptera; Vespertilionidae
Source: the annotation of a GenBank genome assembly
AUGGCCACCAAUAAGGAACGACUCUUUGCCGCUGGCGCCCUGGGGCCUGGAUCUGGCUACCCUGGGGCUGGUUUCCCCUUUGCCUUCCCAGGGGCGCUCAGGGGGUCUCCACCUUUUGAGAUGCUGAGCCCUAGCUUCCGGGGCCUGGGCCAGCCUGACCUCCCCAAGGAGAUGGCCUCUCUGUCCGUGGAGACGCAGAGCACUAGCUCUGAGGAGAUGGUGCCCAGCUCCCCCUCGCCCCCUCCACCUCCUCGGGUCUACAAGCCGUGCUUCGUGUGCAAUGACAAGUCCUCUGGCUACCACUAUGGGGUCAGCUCUUGUGAAGGCUGCAAGGGCUUCUUCCGACGCAGCAUCCAGAAGAACAUGGUGUACACAUGUCACCGAGACAAAAACUGUAUCAUCAACAAGGUGACCCGGAACCGCUGCCAGUACUGUCGGCUACAGAAGUGCUUUGAAGUGGGCAUGUCCAAGGAAGCUGUGCGGAAUGACCGGAACAAGAAAAAGAAAGAGGUGAAGGAAGAAAGCUCCCUUGACAGCUAUGAGCUGAGCCCCCAGUUAGAGGAGCUCAUCACCAAGGUCAGCAAAGCCCAUCAGGAGACCUUCCCUUCACUCUGCCAGCUGGGAAAAUACACCACGAACUCCAGCGCAGACCACCGGGUGCAGCUGGACCUGGGGCUGUGGGACAAGUUCAGCGAGCUGGCCACCAAGUGCAUCAUCAAGAUUGUGGAGUUUGCCAAGCGGCUGCCCGGGUUCACAGGGCUCAGCAUUGCGGACCAGAUCACUCUGCUCAAGGCUGCCUGCCUGGACAUCCUGAUGCUUCGGAUCUGCACAAGGUACACCCCAGAGCAGGACACCAUGACCUUCUCUGACGGGCUGACCCUGAACCGGACUCAGAUGCACAACGCUGGCUUUGGACCCCUCACUGACCUCGUCUUUGCCUUUGCUGGGCAACUCCUGCCAUUGGAGAUGGAUGACACAGAGACCGGCCUGCUCAGUGCCAUCUGCCUCAUCUGCGGAGACCGCAUGGACCUGGAGGAACCUGAAAAAGUGGACAAGCUGCAGGAGCCACUGCUGGAAGCCCUGAGGCUCUAUGCCCGGCGGCGGCGGCCCAGCCAGCCCUACAUGUUCCCAAGGAUGCUCAUGAAAAUCACUGACCUCCGGGGCAUCAGCACCAAGGGGGCAGAAAGGGCCAUCACCCUGAAGAUGGAGAUCCCAGGCCCGAUGCCGCCCCUGAUUCGAGAGAUGCUGGAGAACCCUGAGAUGUUUGAGGACGACUCCUCGCAGACCGGCCCCCACCCCAAGGCCUCUAGCAAGGAUGAGGUUGCAGGGGGCCAGGGCAAAGGGGGCCGCAGCCCUCAGCCUGACCAGGGCCCCUGA